This is a messenger RNA of Dipodomys spectabilis (banner-tailed kangaroo rat), 1331 nucleotides long. RefSeq names its product lysosomal protein transmembrane 5 (gene Laptm5). The coding region runs from base 75 to 863 and encodes 262 amino acids. The transcript has 8 exons. NCBI's taxonomy places the organism in Eukaryota, Metazoa, Chordata, Mammalia, Rodentia, Heteromyidae. The record is from RefSeq and is a predicted model, not a curated record. Gene Ontology annotation, cellular component: lysosomal membrane.
GGCGGGCUCCUCGAAGCUUCCCCUUUCCUGCCCCGGGCUCCUUCCCUCACAGCGACUCUGAGAAGAAGGGGACCAUGGCUCCCCGCGCCGCCCUUGUCCGCCAGACCUGCUGUUGUUUCAAUGUCCGGAUUGCCACCUCCGCCCUGGCCAUCUAUCACGUGAUCAUGAGCAUCUUGCUGUUCAUCGAGCACUCGGUGGAGGUGGCUCAUGGCAAAGGCUCCUGCAGGUUCUCCAAGACUCUGUAUCUCAGGAUCGCCAAUGUGAUCUCCAGCUUCCUGCUCAUCCUGAUGCUGUUUCUCAUUAGCCUGAGUCUGCUGAUCGGCGUGGUCAAGAGCCGGGAGAGGUGCCUGCUGCCCUUCCUAUCCCUACAAGUCAUGGACUUCCUGCUCUGCUUGCUCACACUGCUGGGCUCCUACAUCGAGCUGCCUGCCUAUCUCAAGUUCGUCUCCCGGACCCAGCCGGGCCAUUCCAGGGUCCCAAUAAUGACCUUGAAGCUGAUGGACUUUUGCCUGAGCAUCCUGACCCUCUUCAGUUCCUUCAUGGAAGUGCCCACCUAUCUCAACUUCAAUUCCAUGAACCACAUGAAUUAUCUCCCGAGACAGGAGGACAUGUCUCAGAGCCAGUUUGUCAAAAUGAUGAUCAUCUUUUCCAUCGCCUUCAUCGCGGUUCUCAUCCUCAAGGUCUACAUGUUCAAGUGCGUGUGGCGAUGCUACCAGCUCAUCAAGCACAUGAACUCGGAGGCCGAGAGGAGCAGCUCCAAGAUGAUCUCGAAGGUGGCCCUGCCAACCUACGAGGAAGCCCUGUCUCUGCCCUCCAAGUCUCCAGAGGGGAAUCCGGCUCCGCCCCCAUACUCAGAGGUGUGACCAGGCCAGGCCCCAGCCCUGGAGCUGGGAGGGGCCCGUGCUCCACAGCUGCUGCUUUGCUUUGGUGGGGUGGCCGCCUAGCUAAUUACAGGACCAUCUGCUGCGCACCCCUCUCCGGCUCACUCACAGUUGGGUCCCCUUCAGCUGAAUGGCUCUUCAAAAUGCUCCAAAAAAAAAAAUCUACUCCAACAGUUGGGCUACUUUUCCAUGAGCAAUGCUACUUUUCAGAUGACAGUUCUGGGUUUUUGGUGAGUUUGGUCAGACAGCCAUUGGCUUGAUCCAUUGAACCAAGCAGCUGAGAAGUAAGCCACACCGAUCAGACCAGUAAAAUAAUUUGGUUAAACAAUGAGCAAUCCAACCAACCACCUGUCACUGAGCAUUAGGAUGAAGCCAGGCGCUGCUGGCUCAUGCCUGUAAUCCUAAUGAAUCAGGAGACUGAGAGCUGAGGAUCACUGUGUGAAGCCAGCC